Talpa occidentalis (Iberian mole) is the source of this 2449-nucleotide messenger RNA. Its product is annotated as M-phase phosphoprotein 9-like. Gene Ontology annotation, cellular component: centriole. Lineage: Eukaryota; Metazoa; Chordata; Mammalia; Eulipotyphla; Talpidae. The record is from RefSeq and is a predicted model, not a curated record. The transcript is spliced from 11 exons. Bases 423 to 2414 code for a protein of 663 amino acids.
UGAUGCCAGGAGUGCAGCUGACUUCCCAGCAGGCACCAGUUGGAAGAUAAAAGUCCUAGUUUAAACAAGAUUCCUGGGAAUUACUUAAUGUAGUAAGGAAGCCACAAAAGAGAGUGAAGAUGAAAACAAGCCUAUUUAAAUGCACCCCUGAGCAAGCCCUUCCAUGUUUAACUGCUAAACUACAGACUUAAGGUUUUACAGCUCCUCAUAUAUUGCUGUGGCAAACUGGCCCCGCAAAUGACAAACUGUCUGGAUAUAAAAACCCGUGACACAAAGUAGCACCAUGGUUAACAGACACUAAAUGCCUCCAUUCAUCAGUGUCAUCACGACUGACUAGCCUGACCUUAUCCCCAGCAAUGCGAAAGCUCUCUGCUCAAGAGCUGGCAACCGGAAGCCUUCACAGCAAGAGAGACAGUUGAGCAAUGUGGUCACACAGUCAUCACACCCUCCACCAAGGCUAUGAAGCAGUGGGAAGUAGUCCCCACCUUAGUACAAAUGGGGUGUCCUCUUUCUCAGGGAAGACCACACCGUCUGUAAUCCAAGGUACAGUAGAAGUCCUGUCCUCUUUAAUGCAAGAACUACAAAACAGUGGAAAGGCUGACGCGGAACUUUGGAAAAACUCUGAGACCGGGUGGUUACAGUUAUUCAGUUUGGUGGAAAAACAAUGUCAAGAACAAAUCGUCGCCCAGCAGGAGCAGUUCCACAGCCAAGUUCAACGUAUUCAGGAGGAGAUCAGAAAUUUAGUCAAGUUGCAGACAUGCAAUGCUUCCUGGGCUUCCUUUGAUAGUUCUUUAAACAGACAAGUAUCUUCAGAAAGUCCAAUGGGUUUUUUUUCUGAAAACAGUGAGAGAAAUGAAUCUGUCAUCAGUUACCCUAAGUCCCGAGAACCUGAAAUGCAGCAAGAAACCUCUGCAUCCCAGCCAGACUGCAGCGUGGACGGCGGCUCUGUGAGCAGCGGGUAUGGUACCUUCAGUGUCUCCGAGCUAAACACCUGCAAGUCUGAGGACCGUAAGGAGUGCAUGGAGCACAGAGAGGGGGCCCUGGGACCGCAUGGGACCCCGGCGCUGCAGGCCCAGCCACUCACGGAGGCUGCCACAGCCACGAGUGGCCCCACGCGGGCUGCCGACGACUUCUGUGCACCUUUCAAGGAAGAUACUUCCAUUUUCCAUGGUGAAUUUGAACACGCUUUUCUUGGUGAAAAGAUUUCUGAAGUGUACAGUGGAAAAACAAACAGUAAAUCUGUGACAUCAUGGGCUGAAAAGCUGAAGCAGAACCAACCAAAGCGAGCACACAUGGAGGAUUCAAAUCCCACCCUCGGGAGCGAGGAGGCCAGGAAGCCCCCCGCCGGGAAGUCUGAUUGCACUGCUGCUGCCCGUCCACGUGCUUUUUACCUCUGUAAGCCAGAGGGAAGGCCACAGGCUUGGACGUCUGAUUCAGGAGCAGGAUCGAUCUGCUGGGCGCUGGAGGAGAGCCACACACGUCCCCGUCUGCCCCGGACUUUAGAGGAAGCCUUCGCACCACCCCCUGAGGAGUUGUCUGAGAACCAGUUUAAUACUGGUAAUGAGAUGACGCUACCAUCACUGAAGGAAAUUUAUCAUAAAAAACAAAGGGAAAACAAGCAGUUCCCUGAGAGGAACCUCACUUCUGCUUCCAGCCCAAAUCAUCCGCCAGAGGUUCUGACUCUGGACCCAACGAUCCACAUGAAGCCACAGCAGCGGGGGGUGGGGACUCAGCCCCCAGACUUCGGGGAUGCCCUCGACGCUAGGACAGCCUUCUCGCCAGACUCUGUUCUAGAACCCAGCAUGUCUAGCCACUCUGAUAUAGACUCAUUUUCACAAGCAAGUAACAUCACUUCUCAGUUACCUGGAUUCCCAAAAUAUCCUUCAAAUUCAAAAGCUUCGCCAGUGGACUCCUGGAAAACUCUUGGCUUCCAAAACGGAAGCAGGACCAGUUCCCCCUUUGCUUCUGCGUGCACCAUCACUGGUAGCGACACCUCGGUCAACACCGUGGAGGAGGGAGACACUGUCAUGGUAACUGCAGCCUCGGUCGGUCAGUCCCAGCUUCCAGGUACAGCCAACAGUGCCCCAGAAUGCGUUUCAUUGACUUCCCUGGAAGAUCCUGUCAUAAUGUCUAAGAUUAGACAGAACCUCAAGGAGAAGCAUGCUCGGCACAUAGCAGAUCUUCGUGCUUAUUACGAAUCAGAAAUAAAUAGUUUGAAACAGAAACUAGAGGCAAAAGAAAUUUCUGCAGUUGAAGAGUGGAAGAAAACCAAUCAAAUUCUGGUGGACAGAUGUGGCCAGUUGGACAGUGCUCUUAAUGAAGCUACUAGUCGUGUGAGAACUCUUGAAAAUAAGAAUAACUUACUGGAGAUAGAAGUGGUAAGUAAGUACUCUGUUUUUUUGCUGUUGUUCUAAUGACUUAAUGUUAAAAUUUUUAAAGUAAAAUUUAA